CCCCAUCACACGUGCCCAGUCUCACUGCACCAGCAGCAAAUCCAGCAGAUCCAGCUCCCAUCACAACGACAUGGACGAGGAGCAGCACGAGAAGCCAGGAACAAAACGCGCACCAAGAAGAGCAGCUUGCUGUUCAGGAGGACACCGCCGACGGUGAGGAGACCUACUAUGAUGCGAUGAUGGAUACCGAUUCGACCCAUGUCGAGGCUCCCGCGCAUGCUGCUGCCGCUGUGGCGACUUCUGCCGCGCUUCCCGCACUGGACCGCUGCGUGUCGAUUGCUCCUGCGCCAGAACAGACUGCCGAACAAACCGUGCCCCCGCACCUCCACCACCACCAGCAAGUUGGCAAGAGCUCGGCCAUGGCUCCCCUCGCUCGCCACGCAACCUUUGCGUCGUGGCCUGCCGCUAACGCCGCUGCUGCAGCAGUCAACGCACGCGCUUCGCAGUCGACAUUGAUCUCUGCCGCUCAGGCCCGCUUGUCCAACGCCGUCAAGCCCACUCGCCCCAUCCCUGCCGGAGUGCCAAACCUUGACGAGGAGGACUACGACUUGAGCCUCAUGUACGUGCCCGAGUACGCUGCCGAGAUUUACGAGUACCUGAACAACCUCCAGCACGUGUACGCCAUCAACCCCACCUACCUGAGCCGCCAGCCCGAGAUCACCGCUCGCAUGCGCUCCAUUCUUGUCGGCUGGCUCUUCCAAGUCCACCAGACGUGGCCCUUCAAGCAGGAGACCCUCUACCUGGCUGUGCACGUGCUUGAUCGCUUCCUCCAACGGCGCCAAGUGCCGCGCACUCGCCUGCAGCUGAUUGGCCUGACGUCCUUUAUCAUUGCCGCCAAGUACGAGGAAAUUUACAUUCCCGAGAUCACCGAGUUUGUCGCCCUGACCCACAACCUCUUCUCCAGCCAAGACGUGCUCGUCGCUGAGAGCGAGAUUCUUGUUGCUCUUGGCUUCAACCUCGGCACCCCGUCUCCGCUUCACUUCCUGCGUCGUGGCUACCGUGCAUCGCCUUGCCGCCCUAAGACGUACACCUUUGCCAAGUACAUGUGCGAGCUGAGCCUGUACAGCGCGGAAAUGCUCGAGUUCCCUCAGUCUACCAUUGCUGGUGCGGCGCUGUUUGUGUCGCGUCGCAUCACCAGCCCCACUGAGGUCGCCUGGGACGACAGCAUGCAGUUCUAUCUGUUUACUCCUUACGAGGCCAUGCUCCGCUGCGCCCGAACGCUGUUGGAACUGCUCCGAGUGGCCCACACUGACAACGUCUACGAGGCCGUGUACAACCGCUUCCGCGAUGAAGCCAACCAGCGCGUUUCUCGCAUUCCCCUGAAUGCCGAAAAGCUCGAGCUUGUGUUUAAGGACAUUUAAGCGCGCUAUGGUUUGCGUUUUUUCAUUCCUUUUCGCCCGAGCCCC
This is a messenger RNA of Capsaspora owczarzaki ATCC 30864, 1406 nucleotides long. Its product is annotated as G2/mitotic-specific cyclin-B. Gene Ontology annotation, molecular function: cyclin-dependent protein serine/threonine kinase regulator activity. Bases 177 to 1361 code for a protein of 394 amino acids. The record is from RefSeq and is a predicted model, not a curated record. Gene Ontology annotation, biological process: mitotic cell cycle phase transition; regulation of cyclin-dependent protein serine/threonine kinase activity. NCBI's taxonomy places the organism in Eukaryota, Filasterea, Ministeriida, Capsasporidae. Gene Ontology annotation, cellular component: cytoplasm; nucleus; cyclin-dependent protein kinase holoenzyme complex. The transcript has a single exon.